CCGGAGUGAAUUUUACCAUUUGAAAUUCUCCGAUUCAUCAUUGUAUGUGCACGUAAUAACGAUUCUGGCAAUUAUUUCAUUUUUUUUUUUCCCCUCCACCAUGUCAUGUCCGACUAAAAAGCACUCUGUUCAGAUUAGUGUCUCACUGACAGAGAUAAGACGGAAUAAAAACACAUCAUUACCCCCUUUUUCCACGCGUUUGACAGGAAGGAGUCUGAUUUUCUCCCGGGAGAUUGCGCUUCCAUCAUGCUUGCGUGUGUAAACUGCUUGAGUAAUGCAAAUAGAUGUUUUAUCUGGAGUGGAACUUUGACGGCUAAGAAAAAGGUCAAAUUUCAGACAAGGCAUGGCAAAGUUGGCGAUCAAGUAAAGUUUCCUUCUAUCAGAGCUUCUCCACGGGAGGGUUUUAACUAAGCGCUAGCGGCGUGUGAAAAAUUGAACUGUUGCCUCUUUGCUCUUAUCUGGCUUGUUCACAUGCAAACACUGCGGACAGCUAAUGAGUUUGUCCUGUGCACAUCGUUGUUUCUUCCCAUUGACUUUUAUAGCACCGGAGAGUCAACGCUGAGAUGUUGAUUACUGGAGUAGAAUUGAAAUGUUCCGGAAAGGCCACCGUUAAGGAUCAGAUAGUUACAACAGGGCGACUUCACCCCGGGAUUACUCAUAAUUUAUUUUUUUAAUCCAUUUUUACUUCAGUUGGGCUUUCCUCUAAUCAUACUUUGAAUGAUGGUGCAAUAAUUGCUGAGAGAUGGUCCGAGCAAUCAAUGAGUAAUCUUAGAAUCCACUUCCAGCCUUUUAUGGCACUGCUUGUUUAUUGCCAGCAGGAGGUCCACAGAGGCCACCAGCUGGGAGUUCGGCCCAAAUCGACUUGUGUUUUUGACAAGCGCUUGGGGACAAGCCUUGAAAAAAAAAAAAAGAAAGCUUUGUUUUUUUUUUACUAUUCUAUAAACAGCUCAUGACUGUUGAACUGUCACAUGUCUCAUGGGAGCCCCCCGGAACAACACGUGUCCUUCAUUUACGAAGCAACAACAUGAUUUUAUCCCUUAAAAUUCAUUUUUAAAGUUGCAUUUGCAACGUGUGUAUUACUCGCUCAAAUAUAAACGGAGAAUUUGUUAAAAACGACUAUUUUUGUCACAUGAUUAGGCCCAUUUUGGCUGAUACUUGAUAGUUUAAUGAAUACAUAAACUAACUUAAAGGGCCACAUUUUCCCGUAUUAUUGAUCUUAAACUCCGUGUGGUGUGAAUUCAUAAAAUCAUCCUUCCUCGCCCCAAAGCACCUCCAACCACAACAAUAAACGUGUUUUGUUAUUGCAAUACCUCCGAUGGCGUCACUCGGCAGUGAACGUUAAUAUCGUCCUAAUGGCAGAAUUUUUACGGCAACUUUUGUGUCGGAUCCCAUUAGAGGUGGUGUGUGUCUCGUCAGCGCUCCACUAAUGUGCCGUGGGAAAUUGUCCAAUUUUAUUUAAUUGGUCUGAAAAUCAUUAUUCUUUUACUCCAGAUAAUAUGAUAAUAUAGUUUGAAAUGAUACAAAUGAGUUGUUUCUUUGUUCAUCUUUUCUAUGCCACUGGUGUAUAGUGACCGCAGUUAUAACCCCUUUUUUGCCUUAGUUUCUAUACUUUUUGCGAGAUGUGAGGUGACAUAAGAAAAACUUGCUCCUGCUUCCAUAGCAUCAUUUUAACAAUAAACGCAAUAGCAAGUGUCCCCAACACAGCAAGCAAAUAAACCCCGUGAAAUGUCACCUAGCGAUUAAGCAAUAAAAAAAAAAAAGGCAAAUAACAAAAGCAUCGAUGCGCAGAUCUAUCUCUGUCGCGAACGCAAACAGAUGAACGCCGUGCACAACGAUAAGCAACCUGAACAGCAGACUGUGAAGAUCCAAGAUAAACUGGAGCUUCUGCAUAGGUCAUAAAAAAACAUAAUCGACUACUUUGACCACCUGAGAGAGAUUUGAUCCUUUGCAUCAUUUCAUUACCACCCAGAGAAAUAUGUUCGGUCUUUGCAGAUCAGAUUAGUCAAAACAAUUUAGUGAUCCUGACGACAACAAUCUCCCUCAAAAUGAACCCUAAGCACAGAUUGAUAGUGCUUUUUUUUUUUUGUAAAAAGAAAAAAUCUAAAUGUGUUCAUCAUUGAUGUACAGAAAAUGGAUGGAUUAUUCAUAUAUUUAUGAUAGCGACGUAUAGUGACAGGCAGAACAAUUCCAUGUUCGUCCACUAGAGGGCAGAAUGUACAAUCGUUCGUAAAUAGUACACUGUCCUGAAAGCUUUUUAAAAUACGUUGAGCUAAUAUGGUCACCAAAAUAUUUUGUAAAAAAUAAAAUAAUGAUGAGCAAUAGCAUACAUAAUCCUUAAUGAACGGAUGAUUCCAAGUUACGCAAUGCACUGCCGCGUGGCUGUCAGAGUAGCGGGAAAAGUAAGAGGUGUGGUUUAGUGUUACUCAGCAGCACGCAUCAGGUAUGCGCGCCUCACUAUAAAAGGGCGGCAAACGGAGGAGAGGAGCAAGUCGGGGCACCAGCAUCACCACCACCACCACCAGCAUCAUUAUCAACCUUCCAAUACUCUCCAGGAGACUUCCAACAAGGUCCAUCCAACAUGCUGAGACCGUGCAUGAUGCUCGCCGCACUCCUCGUGUGCUUGUUGGUGUUUUGGAGCGGCUUGGCCGACGCCUACCCUCCCAAACCCGAGAGUCCCGGCACCAACGCUUCCCCGGAGGACUGGGCCAAGUACCAGGCCGCCGUCAGGCAUUAUGUCAACCUCAUCACCAGGCAGAGAUAUGGGAAAAGGUCAUCCCCUGAGCAAGCGAUGGCGUGGCUGCUGUUUGGUGCAGAUCCAAGCCAAGACACUGAACCACGUUUGGACUAUAACAGUGGAUGGUAAUUGAUGAAAACGCUGACUCGUCCUCCUAAAAAAAAAAAUCCAACAACAAUCAAAACUGUGAUUUUCCUGGAGGGUCACCCUGCAUCUAAAUAAUCUAUUUCAAUUGAUCGAUAUGCAUGCAUGUUUUUUGUUCUAUUUGUCUGCAUUGCUUCUCUUUGUACACCUCUUUGUUUUUGUGGCCUACAUUGUAAAUAAUUUGUAUGAGAAAAAUAAGUUUACAAUAAAGGAAAUAAUGGCAUAAA
Syngnathus acus (greater pipefish) is the source of this 3105-nucleotide messenger RNA. It is a transcript of the gene pyyb, whose product is annotated as peptide YYb. The record is from RefSeq and is a predicted model, not a curated record. Gene Ontology annotation, biological process: feeding behavior; neuropeptide signaling pathway. Gene Ontology annotation, molecular function: neuropeptide Y receptor binding; neuropeptide hormone activity. Lineage: Eukaryota; Metazoa; Chordata; Actinopteri; Syngnathiformes; Syngnathidae. Bases 2579 to 2863 code for a protein of 94 amino acids. The transcript is spliced from 4 exons. Gene Ontology annotation, cellular component: extracellular region.